Messenger RNA from Aureococcus anophagefferens, 642 nucleotides. RefSeq lists its product as hypothetical. Gene Ontology annotation, molecular function: protein binding. Lineage: Eukaryota; Pelagophyceae; Pelagomonadales; Pelagomonadaceae. The transcript has 2 exons. The record is from RefSeq and is a predicted model, not a curated record. The annotation marks the transcript as partial.
GGCGGGAGCAACGGCGUGACCUGCGUCGUCUUCACGCCCGGCGGCGACCGCGUCGUCACGGGCUGCGAGGACCGCGUCGCGCGGAUCUGGAGCCUGGAGACGGGCGUCGUCGCGUUGGCGCUGCGGGGGCACACGGACACGGUGAACGCGCUGGCCGCCGACGCGGACAACAUGGUCUGGUCCGCGUCGCGCGACACGAGCGUCCGCGCGUGGGACCUGCGGUGCGGCCGGGGCAAGUUCCACCUCACGCAGCACUUUGGGGGCGUGACGUGCCUGGCCUACGACGCUUCUUUAGACGGCGACCGCGGCGGCCUGCUGAGCGGCGCGCGGGACACGACGGUGCACGUCUGGGCGAAGGCGUCGGGCGCGUGCAUGCGCGCGCUCCGGUCGCAGCGGGGCUUCGUGCAGGCGCUGGCCGUCGUGCCGAAGCGGCGCGCGGGGGCGUCGUCCUUGGUCGCCUGCGGCGGGACGAACGGCAAGCUGCGGCUCUGGGACCACCACAAGGGGAAAUGUGUGAAGGCCAUCGACGCGCACGCGACGUCCGUCACGUGCUGCCAGUUCGCGACGACGCAGCACGGCGCGCCCAACGGGUUCCUCGUGUCCGGCGGCGGCGACGGCUGCGUCAAGGUCUGGGACGCGCGG